UCUUUUCCAAAAAUAUGGCAAUCUUAAUGAAUCAUAUGUUUUGGGUAAUUUUGGUUAUUGCGUCUGUUAGUCCACUGGAUUCUAACCAUUUUUUAUAAAAAUAAUCACUUAUUUUUAAAUAAAAUCUUUUCAAAAUGAUGCGCUAUGAGGAAAACGAAAAAUUGGCUGAUAAUACUGCCUGUGCUGGGGUACGAGCCGAUUUGAAAAUGUGUUUAUUAGAAAGUGAUUGCUGCAAAAAGGACAAGAGGACUCCCAGGGAGUGUUUGCAAGCUAACUUGGUGCCUGAAGAAUGUCAAAUUCUACGCAAUACCUUUUUUGAGUGUAAAAGAUCCAUACUUGACAAUCGUAUGCGUUUCAGGGGUCGUAAAGGCUAUUAGUUUUUCUUUCGAGUUUGCUAAUAAGUCAUCAUUAUAGUCAGUCAUCAACUAAUAGGUUUAAAUAAAUAAAUUGUUUCUUUGAUAUAAAAAUAAAUGUUUUAAUUAUAAAUAAUCAA
Messenger RNA from Lucilia sericata (common green bottle fly), 493 nucleotides. Its product is annotated as cytochrome c oxidase assembly factor 5. Bases 135 to 377 code for a protein of 80 amino acids. The transcript is spliced from 3 exons. Gene Ontology annotation, biological process: mitochondrial respiratory chain complex IV assembly. Gene Ontology annotation, cellular component: mitochondrion. The record is from RefSeq and is a predicted model, not a curated record. Lineage: Eukaryota; Metazoa; Arthropoda; Insecta; Diptera; Calliphoridae.